This is a messenger RNA of Fusarium redolens, 681 nucleotides long. RefSeq names its product PDCD5-related protein. The record is from RefSeq and is a predicted model, not a curated record. The coding region runs from base 34 to 423 and encodes 129 amino acids. Gene Ontology annotation, molecular function: DNA binding. Gene Ontology annotation, cellular component: cytosol; nucleus. The transcript is spliced from 3 exons. NCBI's taxonomy places the organism in Eukaryota, Fungi, Ascomycota, Sordariomycetes, Hypocreales, Nectriaceae.
CAAAACCGUUAAACAACGUCACGUAUCAAGAUCAUGGAUGACGCAGAGCUAGAACAGUUACGAAAAGCUCGUCUAGAGCAACUGAAGGCUGAGGCUGGUGGCAGUGGAGGCGGUUCUUCUGGUCAGGAACAACAGCAGCAGCGCCAACAACAGCAAAAUGAAGCUCGCCAACACAUCCUCAACCAGAUCCUCCAUCCCGAAGCCGCCGACCGUCUAGGCCGUAUCCGACUUGUGAAGGAGGAGCGCGCCGCCGACAUUGAGAACCGACUUAUCACGCUUGCGCAGACAGGGCAGCUACGACAGAAGGUCACUGAAGAGCAACUCAAGGAGCUUCUCAAUGCUAUGUCGGAGAGCAAGGAGGAAGAGAAGAUUGUUGUGAGCAGACGCAAGGCGUGGGAUGAUGAUGACGAUUUGGACCUGUGAGAGGUGCUUGUGAUACCAUGGAAUUGAAGAUCAGAGCGAGGAAAUAAGGCAAAUUCGUAGGCGGGACCUGCUUUUCUGUCUCGAGUGAAAGGAAACAAAAUGAAUGUGAUGGCUCGGUGCAGAACCUGGGAAAUUUUCCUCAGAUUGCUGAGGACGCCGAUCGGGGUUUCAACCUGUAUGGUUUGAUGAUGUGCAUGAUUCAAUUUACUUCACAGUCGGAUUCUGGAACAAUAACUUUGGCCUCAAUAACAACGCUAA